Messenger RNA from Chaetomium strumarium, 1718 nucleotides. Its product is annotated as glycoside hydrolase family 5 protein. Lineage: Eukaryota; Fungi; Ascomycota; Sordariomycetes; Sordariales; Chaetomiaceae. Gene Ontology annotation, biological process: glucan catabolic process. The transcript has 2 exons. Gene Ontology annotation, molecular function: hydrolase activity, hydrolyzing O-glycosyl compounds; cellulose binding. The record is from RefSeq and is a predicted model, not a curated record. Gene Ontology annotation, cellular component: extracellular region. The coding region runs from base 95 to 1318 and encodes 407 amino acids.
UUAAGCAGUAUAAAAGGACUCCGAGACCUAUGCCAGCUCCUUAAUUCUUGCUCCGAAGAAUCUAGGCAAGGAACCCUUCAAGCCGGCCGCCAUCAUGAAGUCAUCCAUCCUCGCGGGCAUCCUCGCCACAGGCGUCGCCGCUCAGAGCGGGCCGUACGGUCAAUGCGGCGGGAACGGAUACAAUGGACCAACAACGUGUGCCUCGGGCUACCACUGUGUCUACCAGAACGACUGGUACAGUCAAUGCUUGCCGGGCGCCGGCUCGACGACGCUGAGGACUACUACAACGGCUAGGGCUACCGCUACCAGCACGUCCUCAGCGCCUAGCACGAGCUCCUCGGCGCCCUCCUCCGGCAAGAAGCUCAAGUGGAUCGGCAUCAACCAGUCCGUCGCCGAGUUCGGCCAGGGCAUCUACCCCGGCACUUGGGGCAAGGACUUCUACUUCCCCUCGACUUCGACCAUUCAGACACACAUCAACGAUGGGUACAACAUCUUCCGCGUGGCGUUCGCCAUGGAGCGGCUGGUGCCCAACACCCUGACCUCGCCGUUCGACCAGGCGUACCUGAAGAACCUGACCGAGGUAGUCAACUUCAUCACCAGCAAGGGCGCGCAUGCGAUCCUCGACCCGCACAACUACGGGCGGUACUACGGCAACAUCAUCACGGACGUCAACGCCUUCGGCACCUUCUGGAGCAAGCUGGCCAAGCAGUUCGCCUCCAACUCGCUCGUCGUCUUCGACACCAACAAUGAGUACCACGAGAUGGACCAGACCCUGGUGCUCAACCUCAACCAGGCCGCCAUCGACAGCAUCCGCAGCGCGGGCGCCACGUCGCAGUACAUCUUCGCCGAGGGCAACUCGUGGUCGGGCGCGUGGACGUGGAACACGACCAACGACAACCUGAAGGCGCUCAGGGACCCGCAGAACAAGCUAUUGUACGAGAUGCACCAGUACCUGGACAGCGACGGCUCCGGCACCAGCGAGACCUGCGUCAACGCCAACAUCGGCGUGCAGCGCGUCGUCGGCGCCACCAACUGGCUCCGCGCCAACGGCAAGAUCGGCGUGCUGGGCGAGUUCGCCGGCGGCGCCAACUCGGUCUGCCAGACGGCUGUCACGGGUUUGCUCGACCAUCUUCAGGCUAACAGCGAUGUCUGGGCGGGCGCGCUCUGGUGGGCGGGCGGCCCCUGGUGGGGCGACUAUAUCUUUAGCAUGUUCGUACUAUUCUCCCCCUUCCAUCAUAAUCUCGUGCAGGUAGUUACUAGUAACCGAAUAGACGCUGACAUUUGGGUAGGGAGCCCCCAUCGGGUACUGGCUACUUGAACUACAACUCGCUGCUCAAGAAGUACAUUGCGUAGAGAGGCAAGGGGUUGACAGGAUUGAGAAGGAUGAUCAACCUUCCUGGGGGAUAAGUGACGCAUGCGAGCACCUUUGCUAUCGGCAAAGUACCAACUCUUCUUGUAUAUAUUUCGUCGUACCGCUGGAAACGUAUAUACUGGUUUAUAGCGUAAACGUACAUACCGUAGUCAACCUUUGUUUUCAACGCCUUCAAGCUCGGCAAAAAUAUCGUAGAUUGAUCCUAUCCAUUGAUCAUAUCUGCAUGGUGGAUAGCAUCGAAGAACGCGAGCCUCACCAUCUUUGUUCGCCAUCCCUUGUUCCUUCUGCAUCUCUUUAACGGCCGCCCUCAAAGCAGCUGUAACCCUCUGGGACACAUUCCUCGGGA